AUGCCAGACACCCCCCUCGUAACACACAUCUACACGGCCGACCCCUCGGCGCACGUCUUCGACGGCAAACUCUACAUCUACCCCUCGCACGACCGCGAGACGGACAUCGCCUUCAACGACAACGGCGACCAGUACGACAUGGUCGACUACCACGUGCUGUCGCUCGAGCGCGUCGGCGGGCCCGUCACCGACCACGGCGUCGCCCUGAUGCUGGACGACGUGCCCUGGGCGUCGAAGCAGCUGUGGGCGCCCGACGCCGCGGCCAAGGAUGGGAAAUACUACCUGUACUUCCCUGCGAGGGACAAGCGGGGGAUCUUUCGCAUCGGCGUCGCCGUCAGUGACGUCCCGUAUGGGCCGUUUCGCCCCCAGCCGAAGCCUAUUCCUGGCAGCUACAGUAUCGAUCCCGCUGCGUUUGUUGAUGACGACGGCAAGGCCUAUCUCUACUUUGGCGGGAUCUGGGGCGGGCAGUUGCAGUGCUGGACAACAGGCAAAUUCGACGCGUCCAAGACAGGGCCCCAAGAGCCUGCAGGGAAGGAGGUGCCGGCGCUGUUCCCGCGAGUCGCGCAGCUGAGCGACGACAUGCUGUCGUUUGCGUCUCCUGUCAAGGAACUUCGCAUUUUGGACGAGGACGGCAGGCCUCUCGCUGCCGACGACCAUGACCGGCGGUUCUUCGAAGCGGCCUGGAUGCACAAGUACAACGGCAAGUACUACUUCUCGUAUUCCACGGGCGACACGCACUAUCUCGUCUACGCGACGGGGGACAGCCCUUGGGGACCGUUUACCUACCAGGGGCGUAUCCUGGAGCCGGUGCUGGGGUGGACGACGCAUCAUUCUAUUGCGGAAUUUCAGGGCAAGUGGUAUCUGUUCUACCACGAUUGCUCGCUGUCGGGGGGUGUUGAUCACUUGCGGUCUGUCAAGAUGAGGGAGAUUUUCUACGAUGUGGAGGGAAAGAUUCAUCUGGCAGAAAGCUAG
Messenger RNA from Rasamsonia emersonii CBS 393.64, 972 nucleotides. RefSeq names its product xylosidase. Bases 1 to 972 code for a protein of 323 amino acids. Gene Ontology annotation, molecular function: hydrolase activity, hydrolyzing O-glycosyl compounds. The record is from RefSeq and is a predicted model, not a curated record. The transcript has a single exon. NCBI's taxonomy places the organism in Eukaryota, Fungi, Ascomycota, Eurotiomycetes, Eurotiales, Trichocomaceae. Gene Ontology annotation, biological process: carbohydrate metabolic process.